This is a messenger RNA of Brienomyrus brachyistius, 2944 nucleotides long. Its product is annotated as cytochrome P450 2K1-like. Gene Ontology annotation, biological process: xenobiotic metabolic process. Gene Ontology annotation, molecular function: oxidoreductase activity, acting on paired donors, with incorporation or reduction of molecular oxygen, reduced flavin or flavoprotein as one donor, and incorporation of one atom of oxygen; heme binding; iron ion binding. The transcript is spliced from 9 exons. Lineage: Eukaryota; Metazoa; Chordata; Actinopteri; Osteoglossiformes; Mormyridae. Gene Ontology annotation, cellular component: intracellular membrane-bounded organelle; cytoplasm. The coding region runs from base 420 to 1535 and encodes 371 amino acids. The record is from RefSeq and is a predicted model, not a curated record.
AGUUUUCGGCAGUCUGUAAAAAGACAGCUCAAGUUUCUUUUCUUUUCUUAAAAAAAUCGAUUUGUACAAUUAACUGCACGACAGCUCAUUGCCAUUUAGUUGUUUUUUUUCUGUGCCAUUCAAACCGAACGCUGUGACGUCGUGUCUGUUUUAUUUUGUGUUGUGCAUUUUCACAACAUUACAUGUGCAAUCCUUUGCAAUAGACAGAGAGCAUCAGAUAGCUGUCUAAAACAUAUGGAUCCGUGUUCACUGUCCACUUUGGCCCCAAGAAAGUCGUGGUUCUUACCGGCUUCAAGACUGUGAAAGAGGCUCUAGUCAACCAUGCAGUGGAGUUUGGAGAACGGGAGAUAUUUCCAUUGUUUUAUGAUGUCACAGAAGGCCAUGGAGUCCUGUUUUCCAAUGGAGACUCGUGGAAGGAGAUGAGACGCUUUGCUUUAUCCACCCUUCGGGAUUUGGGGAUGGGAAAACGAGGAAGUGAGGAGAAGAUCAUUGAGGAGAUCCACUACAUGUCAGAGGUGUUUGAAAACUUCAAAGGUGAACCCUUUGACACGACUCGAGCAGUGAACUACUCAGUCUCCAACAUCAUUUCCUCCAUCGUCUAUGGCAGUAGGUUUGAAUAUGAUGACCCAGAAUUCCAAAGGUUGGUCAACCUAGCGAACGAAAGUACCGUCCUUGCCGGUUCGCCUGCCAUCCAGCUGUAUAACAUGUUUCCAAGGCUGGGUCCUUGGCUGAAGGACUGGGUUACCCUGAUGAAGAUUGUUAAGACAAACAUAGAGCAGGUGAAAGGUCUGGUGAAGAAUCUACAGGAGACUCUGAAUGCUGAGGACAGGAGAUGCCUUGUGGACUCCUUUCUAAUCCGACAGCAGGAGAUUAAGAAAUCCAGGGAGCAAGAAUCCUCCUACUACCACGAGGAGAACCUCAUCAUUACAGUGUGCAAUCUUUUUGGAGCUGGAACUGACACUACUGCGACCACACUGCGUUGGGGCCUGCUGCUUAUGGCCAAGUACCCCCAUAUCCAGGACCGUGUACAGGAGGAGCUGGACAGGGUCAUUGUUGGUCGGCAGACUCGAGUGGAGGACAGGAGGAACCUGCCGUAUAUAGACGCGGUCAUCCACGAGAUACAGAGACUGGCCAACAUUGUUCCAAUGAGUCUCCCUCACAUCACAAGCUGUGACGUGGUCUUCCAAGGAUAUCACAUCAAGAAAGGGACCACUGUCAUCCCGCUGUUGACGUCUGUACUUUAUGAUGAGAGUGAAUGGGAGACUCCCCAUACCUUCAACCCCGGCCACUUCCUGGACGAUCAGGGCCGAUUCAGAAAGAGGGACGCCUUCAUGCCCUUCUCUGCAGGGCGUCGGGUGUGUCUUGGAGAGAGUCUGGCCAGGAUGGAGCUCUUCCUCUUCUUCACCUCACUCCUGCAGAAGUUCCGUUUCACUCCACCUCCUGGGGUGUCUGAAUCUGAUCUGGACCUCACUCCAGCAGUUGGGUUCACCCUCAACCCCUCCCCUCACAAACUGUGUGCUAUAAGCCGAGGCUGAAGAUCCUGGAUUCUGAUGGUUUGAAAGGAACCGUUUUGUAUUAAAAUGGAUGGGAGAGGGAUAUAGGGCUCUCGAAGGAACAAACAGGCACGCUUACUGUAGGUUCACCCAAAAACACUCUAAUACAAGUAUACUUAUACAAGAUAACCUCGCAUUAAAAUCAAUAUCAACAUAUCAAUUAAAAGCAAUGCAAAAUAACCUUGUAUCACGAGAUAUAGAAUAGCAUAUCAUACAAACUAAUGUAUAUAGGAAAGAAACAAUUACAUAAAGAAAAUGCAAAUUAUUAUCACGAGCUGUGAUGAUUAAUCCCCAUAAUCAAUUAAACGCAUAAGCAGCUGCAAAACUAUUUACAAUCGGACGUGCCAUCAUCACCCACCUUCACACACGGACUGGGGAGCCCCGUUCAGUCCUGGCAGGAGACCCGUGAGUCCCGAGAAAGUGCCGGGCGAUGCGCACUCUAUCCCACGGCUGAGCUCCGGUCAGUACUGAGUUUUCCCCCAUGCUUUAUACUAAAAUAGGUGCUGCCUGUGGGCAGGGGACGAGCUGGCCAGGCUCACCCCUUCCCCCCAGGCAAUGCGUUAUCCAAUUUCCCCUUUUGUCCAAGUGGUGCUGCUUGUGAUAAUUUUGUAAGAUAGAUGUCCUGGCACCAUGCCUUCCUGCGCCCCCGGGAGGCAAUUUAAGGUGCCGUAUACUGACCCUCUCCUGUCUCCCGGAAACCAAGAUUAACAUCCUGGCGAAAUUUAUGGCGAAAUAGGUUUUACGGGGGAUCGGUGAAGAAUAACAUGUUCGUGCAGUUCAGUAACAUUCGGGUUGAAUCAUGGAUGAUUGAUCUGAAUUUCAGGAUGAUCAGUCCCCACACGAUCAGAAUUAAUCCACAAUUACGAUUUCCCAGAAUAUUAUAGUAAAAGGAUUAAUUGUAUGCCACGUGGGUGACGUAAUCGUCCGUGAAUUAAUCGUAAUACACGUUUUUAUAUUGCUGCAUUUCGCGUGUGUGUUUGCCCGUGUCUUGUGUGUACCCGGUCCAAUCCUCUCGUGUAUUUAGCUUGUAUAGAUCUUCCACCAUGUAUCCGUCUUACAGUUCGGUGUCUGACAACCUUGUCUUUCCUGUGUGUAAUUGGUUUGGUGCUCGUUGGGUGUCUGAUGUGUCUCUCUUUGCUCCCGCAAUGCUUCGGUCCGCCCGAUGCCACAAUGUACUAUAUGGCAGUCUACUUGUUGGAAUAGUUACACAAGGUAAGACAUCAAACUUAGCGUACUGAGAAAUGCAGAAGAUGGACUGAAACCACAGGAAGCACGGCAAAGCAUGCUUCCUACGCAGAAGAAUUUAGUUGCAGCCCCGUGACCGUAUCGUUUCGUAUGUCACCUUCCGCCACUGACAUGUAUAAAUACUAUAAAUAAAGUUAUCACUCAGG